AACGGAACAGCUGGAAUCGAAAUCCAAUAUUGAAUCGUGUGUUUUUCAGACGGCGCUCAUUGUAAACGCCGAGUUACUUCAUCUCUCUCCGCUCUCCGCUCUCACUAGAGAGCAAGAGGCACUGGCGUUGUGUUACGUUUGCGUUACGUUUUCUUACGUUCCAUCACGUUUCGUCACGAAAACAACUGUAAAGGCCGCGGGCAGCGCAGUCGACAUAGAGUAAUCGUAGCAUAAGGGUGUUGUUGGAUUUCGAAAAAAUAUCGUAUUGAAGAUAUUUGCUGUGUAAAAAAUAUCACUCGAUGAUAUUAGAAAUAUAUUUCCGACAUCCCCACUUUGCGUGCGCCUCAGUUCGUUUCGUGCGCGCCACAGUAAACACAACCUGGCCCGAAAACACCUACAAAUCGAGUAGGAAAAGCCAACAAAAGGAGUUGAGCAUCGGGCAGCAACCAAACAAAAGUGAAGCAAACAAAUAGCACAAGAUAAUAAUAAAUAAAUAAAUAAAGCAAGCAAGCCACGCAUUCAACACACACACACACACACAGCCAGCGUUCCUGUACUCAAAAGCAUUCCUAAUCGCCGCAGAAAAAAAAUAAUAACACAAAAUAAUCAACAGCAAGCAGCAAAACAACAUCAACAACAGCAGAAAUCAAACGAAUACAACAAGAGAAAUAAACAAAUGCAAGGAAAAUUAUGUUUAAAUUGAAAAUCAAGCCGUGUAUAUAAGUGUUGGUUAGAGAAAUUCGCAAAUUCGCCUCAAAGUGUCACAAAAAGUGUCUGAAAAUUACAAGUUAAAAAAAAUUUAGGAAAUUUAUGCCCUUAAUGUAGCGCAAUUCCUAAAUCAAUUUUAAUCUAAAAUAUAUAGUUAAAACCCAUAAACAAAACAAGAAAUCGUAAAAACACGUCGCCAAAAAGGUCGCCUGUUGCUAAUCGCCAUUAGUUUAUCCGUGUGCCUGGCCUGUGGCAGUGUGUUGGUGGCCGCGAUUGCCCUGCGCCGCUCGGCCAACACAACAGCAACAUUAGCAACAUCAGCAACGACGGCAGCAACAGCAACAUCAACGGCAGUUGCAGCAACAUUGGAAGCGGCAACAACGCGAAGGAUACGGCACAAACGUCGCUCGUCGCAACGACGGCGCAGCAGCAACAACGCGGUGCUGUCAUCUGGGAUUGGAACCGGGAUUGGGAUCGGGCUUGGCAGCGGGUCUGGCAACGGGAUCGGGCCUGGACUGGAAACCAACUCGGCUCUGGCCCUGCCACUAGCAACACCAGCAACAUCGGGCUCCACAGCAGCGGAUCAGACAGCUAUAGCCUCUGCAGCAGCGGCAGCAGCAGCAGCAGCAGCAGCAGCAGCUACAACAGCAACAGUAUCCACAGCAGCAGCAGCAGAAACAACAACACUUUUGCCAACCGAGCCGGAACAUUCUGUACCCAUGCUAUCGGUACAGACGGCCGGCUGCGCGGGAAUGGAGCGGCUCGGCGUUCCGACCCGCACAUCUUUAAGCUCACCACCCGAUGAUAGGGAUCAAUUUAGAUGUAGAAUGCGCGUGGAUACGCUACAAGCACGUGAGCUCCUGGCUGUACGUGGCGAGACUGUGAUUCGUGGCGCCGGAAACAAUCAGCAGCAACACCAUCUCCAUCACAGCAGCAUCACCAGCAACAGCAGCAGCAGCAGCAACAAGCAACAACAUUCCCACCACCAGCAACAACGCAUGACAACUCCAAGCACGCACAACUCCGGCGGCGUCGGCGGCAGCUGCGGAGGAGGAGGAGCAGGCGGUGACCAUCACCAUCACCAGCUGAGCAGUAGCAGCAACAACAACUAUAGUAUUAGCAGUAAUGUGGCGCGAGGCGGCAUCGAGGCCACCACCCUCAAGUACGGCAACACGGGCAGCGGGAGUGGUUGCUACAAGGGCGACUGCGGCAACUCCUCAUCCGGAUCGUCGUGCAGUUCGCUCCAGAGCCACAGCAACGACCACCACCAACAUUACCAGUACCAGCUGCAGCAGCAGCAGACGCCCCGCUGUCCCCAUCACGUACCACUGCCGGACAGCGAGUACGGACAGGAUCGCCACCUGCAGAUCAGGAGCAGCUAUCAGCAAUCGGAGAUCACCAGAUCGUACACGAAACCGCCGCCCAACAAGACGGUGCGGGAUGUGCCCGAGCAGAUCUCGGCGGGCGGCUGCGGCGUCUCCAGUUCCAGCUACCGUCUCACCACUCUCCAGGCCGCCUCCUCCACUUACACGCCCACCGGCGCGUCAGUGUCCGCCUCCUCAUCGUCCAGCAAGUCCAAGCCGAAUGCCAUAACCAAGUUCUUCUCGCGCAUCAGUUCGCCCAAGUCGCCGCCGAGCUGUACGAUGUCCUCGAUGGCCACUGCUUCCCCUCCAUCCUCCGUCUCCAUGUCGUCGUCUGCCUCCUCGCUAGCCUCCUCCGCCUGUGUGUCCACCUCGUCGUCGGCCUCCUCGUUGGCUGCCGUGCCGCUGCCCACGCUGCCGGUGUCCAAUGCAUCGCUGCUGAAGAGCACGGCCUGUGGCUACGGGACAAACCCAAGUGGUACGCACAUCUACGCGGGAUUGGGACCGAGCGCGCAACUGCUGACCAGCCUGGGCACCGGAACGAGCGGCAAUUGCAGCCCCGAAAGGAUACCCACACCGCCGCUGUCCGUCUCCGUGCCCAUCGGAGCUGGCCUGCAGCCACUGAGAAGCAGCAGCAGCAGCGGGAGUAGCAGCAGCACCGCCAGCCUACCCGCCGUCGAGACAAGCACAACAACAGCCACCACUCAGUCUUCCAUUGCCACCGGAGCGACGGGGGAUCUCCCGCUGACCACGAUGAGCCGCAAUAAUUCCAACUCUAGCAUGAUGAGCUGCCACUGCAGCUGCAAUAGCCGGAAUUGCAGCCACUGUGCGGCCAACUCAUAACUGAGCUCGUGUUAAGUUUAACUACAUUGAAAUGUCGGAGGUGGUGCAGAAACCACUGGAGAUUGUAGAGUACUAGUUAAGAUUUGUCCACUAGAUCGUUUCCUCUUCACAAAAGUCUUGAAACAAAAAAGGUUUUUGUGAGGAAAAACCAGGAUACUUCAACAAGUAUGUUCCAUGUUCAGAGUUUUGUGCAGCACCUCCAAUAUUUAAAUAUAUCUACGUAUAUAUACGCAUAUAUUUUUUUUAUGUUAGCCUAUGUUUAUCUAUUAUGUUAAAGUUUAACAGAUUUAUUUUAUGUAGGUCUGUCGCCAACUUUUGCGCUGGUACGAAAAGACUGUUUAUUAGUCAGAAUUUAAUUUGUAAAUUUGAGUAACAAGUGAGAAGGAAAGCUAGAGAAUGAUAAAUCGUGAAGACAUAUAGCUGCGCUGCCGCCUUUUAAGCACUCACCACAGACCAUAGAAGGUUCUUUUUAGUUCUGUAACAUGAUUUCCAUUCGUCGCUUGCUAAACGUAAGGAAACGAAAUUCUUUUGUAAAAAAACAAAGAAAGCAACAAACUUGAAAGAGACAGACACAAUACCAUUAAACUUGAUGAAGGCAAAGAGGAAAGUAAAUAACAAAACAUAAGUGAAUAUGUAAUUGUAAUUUUAUGAAUGAAUAUUGUAUACACUUUAGUUUGAAUAACUCUAGUUUUAAAUCGAAGCCAACUCUUAACUAUACUCUAUCCCAACCCCUAUCCAUAUCCCCCAUUAUUAUUAUUAUUAUUAUUAUACGCUUGUCCCAUGUGCUGGAACACACGAAAAACACACACAAACAAUUUUUAGUUCAAUUGAAAUUCGUAUUUGUAUAUUUGCUAACGGAAUUACAAUGUAAAAAAAAAAAACAAAAUGAAAUGAAAUCUAUGUAACCCAA
Molecule: messenger RNA, 3822 nt
Organism: Drosophila biarmipes
Lineage: Eukaryota; Metazoa; Arthropoda; Insecta; Diptera; Drosophilidae
Exons: 5
Coding region: 1428-2912 (494 amino acids)
Source: RefSeq, a predicted model, not a curated record